Acanthisitta chloris (rifleman) is the source of this 828-nucleotide messenger RNA. Its product is annotated as steroidogenic acute regulatory protein, mitochondrial-like. The record is from RefSeq and is a predicted model, not a curated record. The transcript has 7 exons. Gene Ontology annotation, cellular component: mitochondrial intermembrane space; mitochondrion. Gene Ontology annotation, biological process: steroid biosynthetic process; intracellular cholesterol transport; regulation of steroid biosynthetic process. NCBI's taxonomy places the organism in Eukaryota, Metazoa, Chordata, Aves, Passeriformes, Acanthisittidae. The coding region runs from base 1 to 828 and encodes 275 amino acids. Gene Ontology annotation, molecular function: cholesterol binding; cholesterol transfer activity.
AUGCUCAGAGCCACUGCCAAGCUGUGCUGUGGCAUUGCCCACAAUCAUCUGCCAGGCUUGAAGGCAACAGCUGUUGCUGCAGUCCAGAAGGACAUGAAAGGGCUGGUGGCAAGAGGAUCCCAUCACCUGCCUUCCAAAGUUCCUCAUUCUUUUCAGAGGCUGAUAGGGAAGGAACCAGCUCCUGGCCCUGAGCACUCCAGAGAUAUCGGUCCCAGCCAGUUCUCCAGCAUGGAUCUCUUCUACAUCACCCAGGGAGAGAGGGCCCUGCAGUGGGCACUGAGCAUCCUGCAGCAGCACAGCAGCUGGCAGGCAGAAACCACACCGGACUCCAGUGUCACUGUGGUCAGCACUGCUGUACCUGGGCUGGGCAAGGUGUUCAGAGCAGAGGUGAUCCUGCCUGUGCCAGUGGAGCAGCUGCAGCAGGAGCUGUUUGAGAGGAUGGAACAGAUGCCCCAGUGGAACCCAACCCUCAACCAGCUGAAGGUGCUGCAGCGUGUUGGGAUGGAUACAGUGGUGACACAUGAGGUCACUGCUCCUAGCCCAGGGAACCUGGUGGGCCAGAGGGACCUGGUGGCAGGAGGGGCCCGGCCCCCUGCCUGGGCUGAAUCGAGGCUGAGCUGCAUCGUCCUGCAGCCACUGCUGGGAGAUCCUGACAGGACACACCUCAUCUGGCUCCUCAGCAUGGACCUCAAGCAGGACCAACUGAGGGUGUUUUCUCUCCCCCAGGGCUGGAUCCCCAUGGCGCUGGUUAACCGUGUCCUGCCGCAAGCCCAAGUUGAUUUCAUCAAGCACCUCCAGCAGCAUCUCUGUGCCUCCACACACCCCUGA